AGAUUUCUGCAUCACAAAGCUCUGGCCCUGGGGCUUUACGGAAGCUCCAGACUGUACCCCCCCAGAGCUCCAACAACCAACCCUGAAAGCACUUUAUCUUGGACCGCAAGAUCCUGGGGCUCCUCAGGCCUCCUCCGAGGGAAAACCCAAACGCAAGCUACUCCGCGGCGGGGCUGUGAUGGCGGCUCCGCCUUAUCGCUCAGACUGCAGCGGGCUGGUCCGGAUCUGCCUUCUCCUGGGGGCCCUGUGGAAAAUCCGGGCCGAACAGAUAAGCUACUCGGUGCCUGAGGAGCUGGAAAAAGGCUCCUUCGUGGGCAACAUCGCCAAGGACCUGGGACUGGAGCCCCGGGAGCUGGCGGAGCGGGGAGUCCGCAUCGUCUCCAGAGGUAGGACGCAGCUGUUUGCUCUGAACCUGGGAAGGGGCAGCUUGGUGACCGCGGGCAGGUUAGACCGGGAGGAGCUCUGCGACAGAUCUCCAAAGUGUGUAGUAAGCCUGGAGAUUCUCCUAGAGGACAAAGUGAAGAUUUUUGGAGUAGAAGUGGAAAUAAUCGAUGUUAAUGAUAACGCGCCCAACUUUGGAACAGAGCAAAGGGAAAUAAAAGUCGCUGAAAGUGAAAAUCCUGGGACAAGAUUCCCUCUUCCAGAAGCUUUUGAUCCGGAUGUAGGGGUAAACUCCCUGCAGGGUUACCAGCUCAGCUCAAAUGUUCACUUCUCCCUGGACGUGCAAAGUGGAGCCGACGGGAUAAAGUACCCUGAGCUGGUUCUGGAGCGCGCUUUGGACCGCGAGGAAGAGGCGGUUCACCACUUGGUUCUUACUGCCUUCGAUGGAGGCGACGUGGUUCACUCUGGCACCACCAGGAUUCAUGUAACACUCGUCGACACCAACGACAAUGCCCCCGUAUUCACUCAGCCCGAGUACCACGUGAGUGUUCGGGAGAACCUGCCGGUGGGCUCCCGGCUCCUCACCAUAAAAGCCACUGAUCCAGAUGAAGGAGCCAAUGGAGAAGUGACAUAUUCUUUCCGGAAAGUGAGAGAUAAAAUAUCCCAACUAUUCCAGUUGAAUUCUGUGACUGGGGACAUAACAAUAUUGGGGGAUCUAGAUUAUGAGGAUUCUGGAUUCUAUGAGAUAGAUGUAGAAGCUCACGAUGGUCCUGGUCUCCGAGCGAGAAGUAAGGUACUGGUGACAGUUCUGGAUGUAAAUGACAAUGCUCCAGAAGUCAUGGUUACAUCUCUCACCAGCUCUAUCCAAGAAACUUCUUCCCCGGGCACAGUAAUUGCACUUUUCAAUGUGCAUGACGGUGAUUCAGGAGAGAAUGGUCUUGUCACAUGUUCCAUUCCGAAUAAUCUGCCAUUCACACUUGAAAAGACCUACGGAAAUUAUUAUCGGUUGUUGACACACAAAACUCUGGAUCGGGAAGAAGUCUCAGAGUAUAACAUCACAGUAACUGCCACUGACCAUGGAACUCCACCACUGUCCACAGACACUCACAUCUCACUGCAGGUAGCAGACAUCAAUGACAACCCGCCUGCCUUUCCUCAUGCAUCUUACUCUGCCUACAUUCCUGAAAACAACCCCAGAGGAGCCUCCAUUUUAUCCCUGAGUGCCCAGGACCCAGACAGCAUUGAGAAUGCCAGAGUCACCUACUCCCUGGCUGAGGACACACUCCAGGGGGAGCCUCUCUCCUCCUAUGUCUCCAUCAACUCUGACACCGGGGUCCUGUAUGCACUGCGCUCCUUCGAUUAUGAGCAGGUUAGAGACUUGCAACUACUGGUGACAGCCAGCGACAGUGGGGACCCUCCACUCAGCAGCAACGUGUCUCUGAGCCUGUUUGUUCUGGAUCAGAAUGACAAUGCACCAGAGAUCCUGUACCCUGCUCUCCCCACUGAUGAUUCCACCGGCGUGGAACUGGCACCCCGCUCUGCAGAGCCGGGCUACCUGGUGACCAAGGUAGUGGCAGUGGACAGAGACUCAGGUCAGAACGCCUGGCUGUCCUACCGUCUGCUCAAGGCCAGCGAGCCAGGGCUCUUCUCCGUGGGGCUACACACGGGCGAGGUGCGCACUGCGCGGGCCCUGCAGGACAGAGACGCGCUCAAGCAGAGCCUGGUGGUGGCGGUCCAAGACCACGGCCAGCCCCCUCUCUCCGCCACCGUCACACUCACCGUGGCUGUGGCUGACAGCAUCCCGGAGGUACUGGCCGACCUGGGAAGCUUCAAACCCUCAGCUAACCCUGACGACUCGGGCCUCACUCUCUACCUGGUGGUGGCAGUGGCUGCUGUCUCCUGUGUCUUCCUAGCCUUUGUCAUCGUGCUCCUGGCGUUUAGACUGCGGCGCUGGCACAGGUCACGCCUGUCCAAAGAAGAGCGAGAAGACAUCUGA
Messenger RNA from Hipposideros armiger (great roundleaf bat), 2377 nucleotides. Its product is annotated as protocadherin gamma-A4. Gene Ontology annotation, cellular component: plasma membrane. The record is from RefSeq and is a predicted model, not a curated record. Bases 179 to 2377 code for a protein of 732 amino acids. Lineage: Eukaryota; Metazoa; Chordata; Mammalia; Chiroptera; Hipposideridae. The transcript has 2 exons. Gene Ontology annotation, molecular function: calcium ion binding. Gene Ontology annotation, biological process: homophilic cell-cell adhesion.